AUGUCUAUUUCUGAAGAUGAGUUAGAGCAAGUUGAGGUUGAGCCAUUGCCUUUUUCUGGUACCUGGAAGUGGGAAAACGAAAUUGAGAACAAAGAGCAAAGUGAAAAGAUAAUCGAACAUUUGUCUGGUCGUGAUACUUUAGACAGUGAUAAGACUGAGGAUCUGUUAAAGAAGAAACCUGAGGUCAACGCAGAUUUUGAGAGACUAUUGCUAGGAUCACCUGAUUCUUCCUAUUUAUGGAUCAGCUACAUGGCUCUUCAACUUAAACUUUCGGAAAUCAAUAAAGCACGCGAGAUUGGUGAACGUGCGCUUAAAAUUAUUAAUUAUCGGGAGGAGCAAGAAAGAUUAAAUAUAUGGGUUGCCCUUAUGAAUUUAGAGAAUAAUUUUGGGACAGAUGAGAGUAUGGAAAAUGUCCUACGACGGGCUUUACAGACGUGUGAUCCGAAAAAGAUAUAUCUUCUGCUCGUGGGAAUUUAUGAAAAGUCUGGCAAAAAGGAGCUUGCACAACAAACGUAUCAAAUUAUGAUCAAAAAAUUUUCGCAAAGUUCAAAAGUUUGGACAAAGAUGAGUUUAUUUUAUGUUAAAAACGGUGACAUUCAGGCAUCACGUGAUUUACUUCAAAGAAGUUUAAAGUGUUUGCCGAAGCGAAAACACGUCAAGGUUAUAACGAAAUUUGCAUUGAUGGAAUUUAAACAUGGUGAAGCUGAAAGAGGUCGUACGAUCUUUGAAGGAAUGAUGAGCAGUUAUCCUAAGCGCGUGGACUUAUGGUCAAUAUAUAUCGACAUGGAAUGCAAGGUUGGAGACCUGGACACUGUUCGGCAAGCGGCUUUUCCAAAGGAUCACAACGAUGAAUUUGCAGGAAAUAGAAUUGAAGAUAUGAAAAUUUACCAACUCUUAGCCCCCCUAUUUUACUUUUACGGGUCUAGCGAAGCACUAAAGGAAGAUAAAAAAGUCUUGCUUGCAGACGUAAAGACUAUCACCUUUUAUCGCGGGAAACUCACCACAGGCCGAAGAAAUGAGCCAAUUAGACAAAUGCAAUGUGUCGGAGGAGAUGCUUGUCAUGAAUUCGUCCCUGACGUGGUACAAUGCACUAAUGUUGGAUCUGACGGAACAGGUCAGUUCUGUGAGAAAAGUUUUGAAAUGCCAGGUUCAACUAACAUUUUGUCGUUUCAAGAUACCAAUUGGCGUUGUGAUGCCGAACUUCCCAAAUCUUUGAAAUUUGGACCUAUAACAGUGUCUUGCGAAGGGUACAAUUAUCCUGAGGAUCCAUAUAUCUUGAGAGGCUCAUGCGGACUUGAAUACACCCUCUAUCGUACUAAUGUUAGAGAAAAUGAGGGAUUCUUUCAGUGGUUCAAUGAUAACCCAGAGCUGUUUGAAGAAGAACAUGAUUUGGUUCCGGCUAUGAUACUUGGAGCAAUGCUCCUCUUAAUAGUUCAUCGUCAUAUGGACUUUCCAAUGGUUUUUGGCCAGGGGUUGGACUGGCUGGUAUGGCAGGCUAUUACCUUGGCAGCCGAAAUCGACAUCGAAGACAGAGGUGGUGUAAAUCUUGAAGUUAAACACAUAUUUACAUUAUUAGCUCACAUUAUUUAUUCAAUUUGUAGAGAUCGUGUUAUUCAAGAAACUCACACAUCAUCGUCACCUAUUGCUGAAUCGUCUAGUAUGGCCAAUGCUAGAGGUUUUGGUGUAACAAGAAGAAGAUAG
Acaulospora morrowiae is the source of this 1701-nucleotide messenger RNA. Lineage: Eukaryota; Fungi; Glomeromycota; Glomeromycetes; Diversisporales; Acaulosporaceae. The record is from the annotation of a GenBank genome assembly.